AUGGCCCGCUCCGCUUUCCACUCCUCUGCCGUGACCAACAACACCCCCUCUGGACCAAGGAUCCAAGAGAAGGCCAACCCCAACAUCAAAACGACUGUUACAGAAAUGCACGAGUACGGCAAAUACUUGACCUCCAUUCUUCCCAAAUACAUUCAGCAGUUCUCGGUCUACAAGGACGAGCUCACCAUCUACGUCGCACCCAACGCGCUCUUGCCUGUCAUGGAGUUCUUGCGCGACCACACCAACUCUCAGUUCAAGCAGGUCAUGGAUGUAUGCGGAGUCGACUUCCCCUCGCGCGCCAACCGCUUCGAAGUCGUCUACAACUGCCUUUCAAUCCGCUUCAACGGACGCAUCCGUGUCAAGACCUAUGCCAACGAGGUCUCGCCCGUUCCAUCUCUCACUGGAUUGUUCAACAGCGUCAACUGGUUCGAACGUGAGGCCUGGGAUAUGUACGGCAUUUUCUUCACUGGACACCCUGAUCUCCGCCGCAUCUUGACCGAUUAUGGAUUCGAGGGUCAUCCUCUUAGGAAAGACUUCCCCUUGACUGGCUAUGUUGAGGUCAGAUACGACGACGAGAAGAAGCGUGUUGUUGUCGAACCCGUCGAGCUUGCACAGGCCUUCCGUAACUUCGAAGGCGCUUCUUCUCCUUGGGAGCAAGUUGGAACUGGUCGUGAUGACAAGCCCGCUCUCCCUGAACCCGAAGCCCCCAAGGCCUAA
Molecule: messenger RNA, 717 nt
Organism: Gamsiella multidivaricata
Lineage: Eukaryota; Fungi; Mortierellomycota; Mortierellomycetes; Mortierellales; Mortierellaceae
Exons: 3
Coding region: 1-717 (238 amino acids)
Molecular function (GO): NADH dehydrogenase (ubiquinone) activity
Source: RefSeq, a predicted model, not a curated record